Molecule: messenger RNA, 945 nt
Organism: Rotaria socialis
Lineage: Eukaryota; Metazoa; Rotifera; Eurotatoria; Philodinida; Philodinidae
Source: the annotation of a GenBank genome assembly
AUGUGUAAAGUGCGUCAACUUCUCAUUUUUCUCUCGUGUUUAUUUACUUUAACAAAUUCUACAAACGUUUCCUCGUGUAUUUCUAAUACACCAUGUAAAUGUUUAUUAACUGAAGAUUCAUUUACACUUUUGAAUUGUUCAUAUUCAUUACCGGACUUGCCACUGUUCAAUUCGAAUACUUCAUUGAAUAUAACAAAAAUUAUUGCUCGACAUGCUUUAAUUCGUUGGCCAUUACAUUUAUGUGGUUAUUCCAAUAUUGAAAUUCUUGAUUUAAGUGGCUCCUAUCUCGAUGCUCAAUAUAUGGAUUUAUCAUGUGUAUCUCAAUUGCUUUUUUUAAAUUUAAGUAAUACACAAAUUAGAAAAAUACCCAAUUUUCGACGGUAUGGAUUAAAAAAUUUACAAACACUUGACCUAUCAAAUAAUCAAAUAGAAAUUCUCGAUGGUAGUCUUCUUCGUUCGUUGAAUAAUUUAGUAACAUUGAAUGUAGAAAAUAAUCCAUUAAAAUACAUUGACUAUUUCGAUUAUAUACUUGGCCUAUCAAGUCUUGAAUCUAUCAAUUUAAUGUCUUCGAGUUCAACUUUAACAACAAAAAAACAGUUAUCUGCAAUUCAAUGGGCUAAUUUGGCUCAUAAAUGGAAUAGUUCAAAUAAAUAUAUUUCUAUUCGAACGAAUACUUUUUCAUUACAAUCGAUUUUUCCAAAUCCGGAUCAAUUUCAAAUGAUACCAUUGGAUUUAAUGAAAAUCAUUUUUCAAACAUUAUCAAAUUCAACAUUUACUACUUUAUUUUCUACACCAUCAUGCAAUUGUGUUCAUUUGCGAAAUUAUCAACGUGUAUUUUCAUUCACUUAUUAUAAUAAAAAUCUCUCACCAUUAUAUCAAACAACAACUUGUAUCCUGCCAAAUGGAAUUAUUCAUGCACUAUUCAAAGUUCAUGUUCAGUUUUAG